AUGGAAAUCAACAGCCCUCAAGAGCCGCCAGACAUUUGGGACUCCUCGAAUUCACUCCAGUACUCGGAAUCGGGCAGCGUUAUGUCCACUCAAAUGCCUACCAGUCAUCAUCCGCAUCAUAUUGACGCUCCUGCCCCAGUGGGGUUGUACAACGACCAUCAGGCCUCUUCCAUGCCCUAUUCGCCCCAGUCUUGGUGCCCACAGAUGCCGCCACAUUUCCAUUCGUCUGAACAAGGGAUGUAUGCAAUGCAUAAUUACUACACACCUCAGUAUCCGCCGUAUCUGCCUCCAAAUCCCGACUAUUCGCAGCGAUACGACCAGUACAUAAGCAGUAUGCCUGCUUUCACUAGGGAUAUUUGA
Cooperia oncophora is the source of this 360-nucleotide messenger RNA. NCBI's taxonomy places the organism in Eukaryota, Metazoa, Nematoda, Chromadorea, Rhabditida, Trichostrongylidae. The record is from the annotation of a GenBank genome assembly.